This is a messenger RNA of Hordeum vulgare subsp. vulgare (domesticated barley), 1572 nucleotides long. Its product is annotated as cytochrome P450 704C1-like. Gene Ontology annotation, molecular function: iron ion binding; oxidoreductase activity, acting on paired donors, with incorporation or reduction of molecular oxygen; monooxygenase activity. The record is from RefSeq and is a predicted model, not a curated record. The transcript is spliced from 6 exons. Lineage: Eukaryota; Viridiplantae; Streptophyta; Magnoliopsida; Poales; Poaceae. Bases 1 to 1572 code for a protein of 523 amino acids.
AUGGCUCCCCAGCUCUCCUCCCUCGCUGCAUCCGCGGGCAUUUGUGUAGUCUCAGGUCUCGCCAUAGCCCUGCUGGUGAUCACCCUAUACAUUCUCGGCACCACCGGAUCCUUUGCCGUCUUCUGCAUCAGAGAGUUCACCCAAAGAGCCCCUGACCGGCCACCGCUCAUCGGGACCGUGUUCCGGCAGCUCAACAACUUCGACAAAAUUUUCGAUGAGCAUGUGAAGUAUGCGCUCUUGCACCCCACCAUCAGGCUCGUGUAUCCAGGGCACAGUGAGAUCUUAACAGCCGACCCUGCCGUCAUCGAGCAUGUGCUCAAGACAAACUUCAGUAAAUACAGCAGGGGUGCAUUCAACACGGAAAUCGUGAAGGAUCUCUUUGGAAAUGGGAUUUUCGUGACAGAUGGGGAGAAGUGGCGACACCAGAGGAAGCUGGCAAGCCAUGAGUUUUCAACGAAAGUACUACGCGACUACAGCAGUGAAGUUUUCAGAAUGAAUGCUGUAAAACUGGCAGAGAAUACCUUAUCUGCAGCAGCUAACAGAAUUACCAUAAACAUGCAGGACCUUCUGAUGAGAACAACUAUGGAUUCAAUAUUCGAAGUGGGAUUCGGUUUUGAGCUUAACACGCUAUCUGGAUCAGAUGAAUCCAGCAUUGAAUUCAGCAGGGCCUUUGAUGAGGCAAAUUCUCUUGUUUACCAUCGGUAUGUCGAUAUGUUCUGGAAGCUGAAAAGGUAUCUUAAUAUCGGGUCAGAAGCCAAACUGAAAAAGAGCAUAAAGAUAAUCGACCAGUUUGUGUUACAGUUGAUCCAUCAAAAGAGAGAGAACAUGAAAAACAUAAUUGGCCAUAAAACCAGAGAUGACAUACUGUCAAGAUUCAUACUGGAGAGUGAGAAGGAUCCUGAGACGAUGAACGAUCGUUACCUUCGUGACAUAGUCCUCAGUUUCCUGAUUGCUGGUAAAGACACCACAGGAAAUACCCUUACAUGGUUCUUCUACAUGCUCUGCAAAAACCCAGUAGUGCAGGAUAAGGUUGCCUUUGAAAUCAGAAAAUAUGUCGAGUGGACGCAAGAAGAUACCGGCGUGGAAAUGUUCACUGCAAGAUUGAAACAAGGUGCUAUUGACAAAAUGCACUACCUCCAUGCUGCUAUUACCGAGACUCUACGGCUGUAUCCUGGUGUUCCAGUGGAUGGUAAGAUGGCAGAUGAAGAUGAUGUACUACCAAACGGCCAACGAGUGAUAAAAGGAGAUGGAAUGAACUACAUGAUUUAUGCCAUGGGGAGGAUGAAAUACCUUUGGGGUGAGGAUGCUGAAGAAUUCAGGCCUGAAAGAUGGCUUGUGAACGGAAUCUUCCAGCAAGAGAGCCCUUACAAGUUUAUAUCUUUCAAUGCGGGACCUCGUAUCUGCUUGGGAAAAGAAUUUGCAUACAGACAGAUGAAAAUUGUGGCUGCUACCCUGAUUCAGUUCUUCAGGUUCAGACUGGAAGAUGAAUUCAAGGGUCCAAUAUACAAAACAAUGUUUACCCUCCACAUGGAUAACGGCCUUCAUCUAUUUGUUUACCCCCGUGAAAUUUAA